This is a messenger RNA of Rhagoletis zephyria (snowberry fruit fly), 1845 nucleotides long. RefSeq lists its product as uncharacterized. The record is from RefSeq and is a predicted model, not a curated record. Lineage: Eukaryota; Metazoa; Arthropoda; Insecta; Diptera; Tephritidae.
AUGUUGCAUAUCAAACCAACUAGUAAACCGGAAGCUAAGGCACCUGUUAAGAAACCAACGACUCAACAAUCCCUGAAUUCCACAUCUUUGCUGCAUACCCAAUCUCUCGAACCUUCCUCCAGUCAUACAAGACACCCCAUUUUCAAUAUAACUGAAGGCACUUACGAGGAUUCUCCCACAUCCUCGGCCGUAAGUUAUCCCCCCGUUAAAGCGAAUUUUUCGACGAACAAUGAGAAGACGCUUCUUCCCACAGCCCAAGUGCAUAUUAAGCACAUGGGCACUCUCUUUACCCUAAGAGCCUUAAUAGACCAAGGCUCUCAAAAAUCAUUCGUCUCAGAAAAGGCUCAAAGACGUCUGCAACUUCCUACCUAUCGAGAAAAUUUCUCAAUCACCGGAAUGGGCGGGACUAUCGUUGAAAAUGCCAACCGAGUUUGCCAACUUACCCUAUUCUCCAAACGUUGCAACAUUAGCAUAAACACUAAGGCCAUUGUCCUUCAAAAACUCACCAGCUUUCUCCCAUCAUUCCAACUUCAUAAACCAAAUCUCUCAGAAAUUAAGGACCUAGAUCUUGCGGAUCCCUAUUUCUAUACCCCCGGUCCAAUUGACCUAGUCAUAGGUAGUGACCUGAUACCACAAAUCCUCCUUCAAGGAGUCAAGCACCAAGUUUUUGGAAGUCUCCUAGCUCAAAAUACCAUUUUUGGUUGGUAUUUAAGUGGGCCGUUGAAAUCAAUUGAGUGCACCAGUUUUGACACUCAUGUUGUUGAAGACUCAAGCGAAAAUUUCAACACUCAACUUAAACUUUUCUGGGAAACCGAAGAAAUCACUGAACCCCGUCCACCUUCCGAUGCUGAUGCAUUUUGCGAAAAAUUUUAUCAAGACACCACCUAUCGGCAAAGUGAUGGACGAUAUGUAGUCAGAUUGCCAUUUAAAUCCGAGUUUCCUUCUAACCUCACUCUCGGUCCAUCUCGUUCGCAAGCAAUGAAGCAAGCGAUUCGGAUGGAACACACGCUUAAAAAAAACCCCGAUCUCAAAGAAGAAUAUAAUCGAGUAUUAGAAGAGUAUCUGUCCCUAGAUCAUAUGAAAUCAAUCACUCCCUAUGAAAUCCAUGAAGAUGGCAAAUGCUUCUCAUAUUAUCUCCCUCAUCAUUCAGUCGUUAAACCCGAUAGUAAAUCCACCAAAGUUCGUGUGGUAUUUAACGCCUCUAAACCUUCAGCGUCAGGAACUUCCCUUAAUGACAUUCUCCACAUUGGCCCCACCUUACAAUCUGAUCUCAUGUUUGUCAUUUUGAAUUGGCGAUUGUACAAAUAUGUCUUCAACGGCGACAUACAAAAGAUGUACCGCCAAAUCCUUCUACACGAAGAUGAUCAACAGUACCAACGAAUUCUCUUUCGUAGGGAAAACGAUACUAAACUCACGGACUUUGCCCUUAAAACCGUCACCUUUGGAGUUAAUUGCGCUCCAUAUCUAGCCAUUCGCACCUUGCACCAGUUGGCAAACGAUUCAAAAGCCUCUUAUCCUCUAGCCCAAAGAAUCCUGACAAAUGAAACCUAUGUUGAUGAUAUACUGUCAGGUGGGCACGAUAUUCCCUCUUGUGUAGAUUCUCAGACUCAAUUAAUUCAAUGCCUACUCUCAGCUGGUUUCCCCCUGAAGAAAAUUACUGCUAAUCACACCGAAAUACUCAGUCAUAUACCAGCUGAAGACUUGCUUGACUCGGAUCUCCUAAAAUUGGAUUGUUCAAGUUCUACUAAAACCCUUGGUAUCCAAUGGCAUGCCUUAAAGGAUUCCUUUUCAUACUCUAUUGACCCCAUCAAAUCACAGACGAGUGCUACAAAGCGGCAAAUUUAA